Cylicocyclus nassatus is the source of this 918-nucleotide messenger RNA. NCBI's taxonomy places the organism in Eukaryota, Metazoa, Nematoda, Chromadorea, Rhabditida, Strongylidae. The record is from the annotation of a GenBank genome assembly.
CGUGUAAAAAUUCGCGCCAAUCGUACCUCCUCGUCAAACAGAGGGAUGGAACACAGACGAAUUCGACUUGGUGAGCAGUGUAUGUUGGAUGAAGACAUGCAAACAGAGUUCAAAAUGCACACGAAGAAUUCACUACUCGAAAUUCCUCCUCGCUGUCAGGCCUUCCAUAAAGGGCGCCUUGUGCGCAAGAUGCAGCCUACAAGCAAGACCAUCUCUGCGUUUUUGAAUACUGAAGGUGGCACAAUCUACGUGGGAAUUGAUGAUCACGCUGUUAUCUGUGGAAUCAAGCUGACUGCACCCAUGAAGGACCACUUCAUUCUUUCUUUGAACCAUUCCUUGUCACAGUUCACUCCACCAGUCCCUCAUGAACUUGUUCAAGUGCACUUUUUGGAAAUAGACGACUCUGGCAGCAAUGAAAACGCAGAAGUUGCUCCAUCGCCCGCAGAGAUGCCAACCGCCUAUGAUGCUUUGAACGGUAAUGAGGACAAUAGUGAAGCAGAAUUUCAAAGACUGGUGACUAAGGAGGGACCACGUGCACACCUGCUAGGAUGGUCCUGUCUUUGCGAUUUCGCUGAUCUCGAGGCCAAGCUGUACUUGAUUGUCAUCAAGGUUCACAAAUCUACCGAUAGAACUAUUUAUCAGAAUGAGGAAGGGCUAGCCUAUCGCCGAAGUAAUGGUGCAAAUCAGAUGAUGACCAUAAACGAUCUCAACACUUUCAUACAGACUGAUCUUAUUGAAGAAUAUGGCGGUUGGUUGGAUUGGCUGAGAAAGUUGGGCAAAUUCAUAGGGAUUCUUUGAACUGAAUCGUAUCUAUUGUAUCACAUUGCCGCUUCUUCAAUAACUUGCUUUGUUGGGUGCAAAAACACCUCCGUGAGCACUUUACAUACAUUGAUCAAAUUUCUUGAGUUCAAACCUUUA